Molecule: messenger RNA, 4438 nt
Organism: Phoenix dactylifera (date palm)
Lineage: Eukaryota; Viridiplantae; Streptophyta; Magnoliopsida; Arecales; Arecaceae
Source: RefSeq, a predicted model, not a curated record
AUCGCUCCCUCGCGACUCGUAAAGAAAUACAGCUCCGCUCGUGGCUUCAGCUUCAGUUUCUACGCAGGCACCCAAGCUCAAUUCUCUUCUCUCUCUCUCUCUCUCUCUCUCUCUGAGCCUUUGGUCGAUCGAGCGAUCUCUGGGCUUCGAUCCAACUCGAGGAGAAAUCUUUUUGUGAUGCGAAUCUCCUCCCCGAAAUGCUCCAUCGCCGCCGCCUGAAAUCACGGAACCCCGAGCUGGUUUGCUGUGGAGGUGGUGGAGAUCUGGGCUAGUUAGAGUUUAAGAUGAACCCUCUGUGUACGCGGAGCUCGGCCUAGGGGUUUUCGGCUUCCGGCUCCGAGUUCUUGGGGAACGAGCUCGUUUUCCUAUUUCGAGGAGCUUCUUUCGGAGAUCUGUGGGGAUAGGGUUUGAGAUCGUGGCUUGGUUGGGAAGGGGAACUUGUUCUGGUGCUUCGGGAGCUCUUGCAGCUGGUUUGAAGUGCUGGAAGAGCUCCUGAGGGGAGAUCUGGGGGGUUGUCGGGUUCCGGUUGGGGUUUCUUCUCAAACGUGGGGGCUUUCGUUCGUGCUAUGGUGGUGCGAGCUGGUCUCUUGAGGUUUUGAAAGCUUAAUCUCGGUGGAAGCUUAAGAUUUUGUGGGGUUUUGGGGGUUUUUGAUCGAAAGUUUCUUCUUUGGGGAGAGUUCAUACUUGGUUGCCUCAGCUGAGGUAGUUGGUGUACUUUAAGUUUGGUUUUUAGCCUUUUUCUUGAGGUCUUUAAUAUCUGGUAGGGAGCCUUACUGCUGUUGUUUGACACCUCGGUGGAGGUUACCAAAGCAGGAGUUUUGCUGAGAAUUUCUUCCGACGUUUGAAAACCCAGGUUGUCAAUAAGCUUAAAGCAAGGACAUCUUGCGAAAUCUGGGAUCCUGGCAUAGGUUUCAGGUGGAAAAUCUUUUGUCAGAAGGUGGAGAUAAUCUUUUCAUGUUUCAGGUCGAAAUAUUUAACUCUAGGUUUUGCAUGGUGAAUGUCAGGAACUGAUGAGACUGGAGACGAGAAUUUCUGGCAGUGGAACCGGCUUGGGUUGAAGGUGUGCGUGUGUUUGAACAAAAAAAAAAGAAGGUGUGCGUGUGUAUCUGCAGGGGUUCGUUCACCAAGCGGAAUAUUCCUGGCCAUUUUUUUUGUUGGUCCUCUUCUUCUCAGUUGGAUGAAUUGAAGCGGCGGGUUCGGUGCUCUGGAGAGAAUCAUAAACAAAAUGCUGUAAUAGCAAUUUCAAGCAGGGAAUUGAAAAGUGAUAAUUUUUGUUGACGAAGUGCUUCACUUUGGAUAUUUCACUUGUGUGCUGAAGAAAAGGAGCAACUUCUGUCUCCAGCUUUUGGUUCCUUUUGCAUUAAUGCAAAAGAUGAGGAUCUCGUCGUCAGAUCUUGCAAAUCUGCCUCAGGAAGAAGAAAAGAGAUAUCUGAAUUCAGAGUUAUGGCAUGCAUGUGCUGGGCCACUUGUAGCAUUACCUGCUGUUGGAAGUCGUGUGGUAUAUUUCCCACAAGGCCAUAGUGAGCAGGUGGCUGCAUCAACAAACAAGGAAAUUGAUUCCCAUAUUCCCAACUAUCCAAGCUUACCUCCUCAGUUGAUCUGUCAGCUGCAUAAUGUUACCAUGCAUGCAGAUGUAGAGACAGAUGAAGUUUAUGCCCAAAUGACAUUGCAACCUUUGAGCCCGCAAGAGCAAAAAGAACCUUAUCUCCCUACUGAAUUGGGUACACCCAGCAAACAGCCAACCAAUUAUUUCUGUAAGACGCUGACUGCAAGUGACACCAGUACACAUGGUGGUUUCUCUGUUCCCCGUCGAGCAGCUGAAAAAGUCUUUCCACCAUUGGAUUUUUUGCAGCAGCCUCCUGCACAAGAGUUGAUUGCACGAGACCUUCAUGGAAAUGAGUGGAAAUUCCGUCAUAUCUUUCGUGGUCAGCCAAAGAGACAUCUUCUUACAACAGGAUGGAGUGUGUUUGUAAGUGCCAAGAGACUUGUUGCUGGCGAUUCAGUCCUUUUUAUCUGGAAUGAAAACAAUCAGUUGCUUCUGGGCAUUCGUCAUGCUAAUCGACCACAAACAGUUAUGCCUUCAUCAGUUUUGUCAAGUGAUAGCAUGCACAUAGGUCUUCUUGCUGCAGCUGCUCAUGCUGCUGCUACUAAUAGCCGUUUUACCAUAUUUUAUAACCCAAGGGCAAGUCCUUCUGAAUUUGUUAUACCAUUAGCUAAGUAUGUUAAGGCAGUGUAUCACACACGUGUUUCUGUGGGCAUGCGUUUCCGAAUGCUUUUUGAGACAGAAGAGUCAAGUGUUCGCCGAUACAUGGGCACAAUUACUGGCAUAAAUGAUCUGGACCCUGUCCGUUGGCCAAACUCGCAUUGGCGUUCUGUGAAGGUUGGCUGGGAUGAAUCAACUGCUGGAGAGAGGCAGCCUAGGGUGUCACUAUGGGAGAUCGAGCCUCUAACAACAUUCCCAAUGUAUCCAGCCCCUUUUCCACUCAGGCUUAAGCGUCCAUGGCCUACAGGAUUACCCUCUCUACAUGGUGGAAAAGAUGAUGAUACCGGUCUGAAUUCUCCACUGAUGUGGCUUCGAGAUGGUGGAAAUCCAGGGAUCCAAUCUUUGAAUUUCCAGGGAAUUGGUAGUACACCUUGGAUGCAACCAAGACUUGAUGCUUUGGGACACAGUCGACAGCCUGACAUGUACCAGUCAAUGGCUGCAGCUGCACUUCAGGAAAUGAGGACUUCGGAUCCUACAAAACAGGUAUUACCAGCUAUUCUGCCAUUCCCACAACCGCAAAACUUAACUAGCAGACCCACCCCUCUAUUACCGAGCCAGAUUCUACAGCAAGUGCAACCUCAAUCACAACGAAGUUUCCUUCACACCAUUCUAGAAAACCAGGUUCCAAGCCAGACUCAGUCUCACUUCUUUCAGCAUCAGUUGCAGCAAUGCAACUCGUUAGGUGAGCAGCACCAGCAUCAACAGAUUCAGCAGCAACAAAUUCCACAGCAACAGCAUUUGCAAAUACAACAGCAACAUCAGCAUCAACAAAUGCAACAGAACCACUUGCCUGAUCAUCAACAAAUUCCUAACAUAGUGUCAGCCCUGUCUCAGUUUACCUCUGCUUCUCAAUCCCAAUCUCCUACAUUGCAAACAUUUUCCUCGUUUUCCCAGCCACAGAACUAUCCAGAUUCCAAUGGUAACUCUGUUUCAACAACUAGCACCUCCCCCCUGCAUAAUAUUUUGCGACCGUUUUCUCCAGAGGACGCAUCACACCUUCUUAGUUUGCCAAGAACCACCCCUCUAGGCACUUCUAGUCCCUGGUCAUGUAAACGAAUUGCAGUUGAGUCAGUUCUCCCAUCUGGAGCUCAAUGUGUUGUGGCCCAUGUGGAACAGUUAGGUUCUACACAGCCUAAUCCCUCCCCACAAUCUGUAACAUUGCCACCUUUUCCAGGAAGAGAAUGUUCGGUGGAUCAAGAUGGUACCACGGAUCCCCAAAACAAUUUGUUGUUUGGGGUUAACAUAGAUUCCUCGUCACUUCUAGUGCAGAAUGGCAUGCCAAGCCUCAGAACUGGUGCCAAUGAAAGUGAUUCAGCAGCCGUGGCAUAUGCUGCUUGCAAUUUUUUGAGUCCGUCAGGAACUGACUUCCCAUUGAAUCAAGCAUUGACUAGCUCCAGUUGCUUAGAUGAAUCAGGAUUUUUGCAAUCCCCUGAGAAUGUGGAUCAAGUGAACAACCCACAGAGUGGAACCUUUGUGAAGGUUUACAAGUCAGGGUCCUUUGGAAGGUCGCUGGACAUCACCAGAUUCAGCAGCUACCAUGAGCUGCGUGGUGAGCUUGGGCAUCUGUUUGGCCUAGAAGGUCAGCUAGAAGACCCUGUGAGAUCAGGCUGGCAGCUUGUAUUCGUUGACCGGGAGAAUGAUGUUCUUCUUGUUGGCGAUGAUCCCUGGCAGGAGUUUGUGAACACUGUAUAUUGCAUAAAGAUACUUUCACCCCAAGAAGUGCAGCAGAUGGGCAAACAAGGUGUUAAUCUUCUGAACUCCGCCCCCAUCAAAAGGCCCCCAAGCAACAGUUGUGAUGGCUAUGUGAGCCGGCAGGACUCGAGAAAUUUGAGCAGUAGUAUCACAUCUGUGGGGUCUUUGGAUUAUUGAAAACCUAGGUCUGCCGAAGUCUGCAAGGCGUCAGCUCAUGGCAACUCCUUUCUUGUAUUUUGCUGCACUUGCUUGUUUUAGAAGCUGGACUGAAGCACCGAGUAAGUCAGCUAUGUAUGUCUAAUAACUGUAUCAUAUGAUCUCCCCUCAUAACCUUGAUAUCCAUGCAGAGAACUUAUUUAUCUGAAGACUUGAUUCUGUGAAUGUAGGCUGUUUCAUUAAUUAGUCCUGAUCCAGGGUAUUGGGAACAGACCACUGAUUCUUGAUCUCCAGAAAUCUUAAUGAUGACAUUCCCUUUUACUUUAA